This is a messenger RNA of Melospiza melodia melodia, 899 nucleotides long. Its product is annotated as cell surface glycoprotein CD200 receptor 1-B-like. NCBI's taxonomy places the organism in Eukaryota, Metazoa, Chordata, Aves, Passeriformes, Passerellidae. The record is from RefSeq and is a predicted model, not a curated record. Gene Ontology annotation, cellular component: external side of plasma membrane. Gene Ontology annotation, molecular function: signaling receptor activity. Gene Ontology annotation, biological process: regulation of neuroinflammatory response. The transcript is spliced from 3 exons. The coding region runs from base 291 to 899 and encodes 202 amino acids.
GAAGACAAUGGGCAGGAGUAGGGUCCUGCUCCAGUAUCCAGUCUUAUCCACUAAGAUGAUCCUCAGUGGGAAAUUUGUAUUGCAGGGGUUGGCUGUGACAGGCCACUGGAUCCAUAAUCCACGGCUGUAGGAAGAGAUGACAGACAACGUGCAGAUGAGCACAGCCAUGGCCUCACGCUUGUUUGUAGCACUGCAGACAUUUCCCUGUGAAGUCCAGAUCGCAACUCCUGGGCUCCCUCUCACAUAUUCUCUUUUUUUUCUCCUCAGGGCACAAUUCCUCAGCCUUAGUGAUGACUGUAGGUAACAGCUCAGUUCUCAACUGCUCUUUCAAAGGAAAUAUAGCUCUGCUUAAAUGGACAAUAACCCCCAAGGCUGGAGGCCUGUGCACCUUGGUAUACAGGGCUGAUAAGAACAAGACACACAGAACAACCUGCAGUGACAACAUAAACUUGAUAUUCAGAGCAGAUCUGCCCCCUGACCUUGAGAUACGGCAAGUGGGACUAGCCCAGGAGGGAAAUUACAGCUGUGAUGUGGCAUCAGCAGAAGGGAACUUGCACACAAGGUACCACCUGACCGUGCAGGCCCCCCCGAGGCUGAGCCUGUCCUGUGACGAGCAGGGCAGCCCCGUGUGCGAGGCAGCGGCGGGGAAGCCGCCGGCUCAGCUCUCCUGGGCCCCAGAGGGCAGCUCCACUGCAGAGGAGAGGUGCCACGACAACGGGACAGUGACUGUUCUCAGCAAGUUCACAGCAUGUAGCACCAGUGUCACCAGUGUGACCACCUGCAUGGUGUCCCACCCAGCUGGGAACUGGAGCCAGUCCAUAGCCUGCUGUCCCUCAGAUCAAAUAAUCCUGAAAGAGAAUUCUGUGUGCCAGAAAGAUGAAAAAGAUGAAGAGCUGUGA